AACUUGGGGGUGUAUUUUGAGGAAUGUCGAUUAAUGGAGAACCAGGGGAAGAGGAUCCGCUCUUGAAAAGAAGUGGCAGUUCUCAAAAUACAUCGAUAAACAACAGAUCACCACCUGAUCAAACAGAAAGGAGAAGACAACCAGUUCAUUUUGGUUCCUUAUCAGACAGCAAUAAUCAUGACAGAGGAUCUACAACUGGCGUUCUCCUUAGAUACAGAUAUUAUGGUAGACUGGCUCCGCACAGUGAGAGCUCGUUUCAAAUGCCAGACCAUGUGGUGCCACCUGAUUUCCACAUUGUAAUUCCUGUGAUAACUCAAGGGAAGCAAAGCAGUCUCAUAACAAUAUUCUCAUUAUGGAACACAAUGAUGGGGACCUCAAUACUGAGCAUGCCCUGGGCCAUAAGACAGGCCGGAUUUGUGACUGGGAUUUCCCUUUUGGUGCUGAUGGCUAUGUUGAUGUUUUAUACCAGUUACAGAAUCCUUAAAGCCAUGCAGUCAAUGGGGAAGACAGACUCGGGCCUGGAUUUUUCUGAUGUUUGCCGCAUUUCCUUGGGGAGGUGGGCCCAAGUUUUGGCAGUUGUCUCUUCCCUCCUCACCCUGCUGGGCGGGGCAAUCGUCUACUGGAUCCUAAUGUCCAAUUUCAUAUACAAUGUUGUAAACUUCAUUUAUCACCACAGUACUUCACCUCAUGAUCAAGUCUCAAAUACAACAAGCUAUGUUUGUCCAUCAAUGUCUCCACCAUCACAUGGUAACCAUAGUAACCACAACUCAUCCAGUAACUAUAGUAACCACCAAUGGCUGCUCUCAGAUCAUUCACAUGAAUCAACAUAUGACAGAGUAUGGGAUGAGCAGUACACAGUGCCAUUCUUUCUGGUCUGUGUGCUAGCUCCCCUCAUCAACUUUAAAUCUCCCACAUUCUUCACCAAAUUUAAUGCACUUGGUACCCUUUCUGUCACUUACCUCGUUUCCUUUGUGGCCUACAAUGCUCACCAGUGGGGAUUCAACUUAAAAUUUGGGGGAGAGGAAAUAUCAGGAGAUCCUUAUCAUAUAUAUAUUCCAGAGUUUCGAGGUACCUUUGCUGCUUUAACAGGGGUGGCUGCUUUGGCUUAUUUUGUACAGAACUGUGUCAUUUCAAUUUGUAGGAAUCAAAAACACCCAGAAAACAAUAUACGGGAUCUCACUAUUGCCUAUACAUUGGUGGCUGUGACCUACAUUUAUAUGGGAGUCAUGUUUUAUUCGUCAUUUCCACUGAACAAAGACUGUAUAGAAGAUAACCUUCUUAACAACAUUGCUGAUACAGACACCCUGGCUUUCGUGGCUCGGAUUGGUUUGUUUUUUCAGAUGGUCUGUGUGUUUCCUCUGUUACUCUACAUAUUCCGAGCUCAGCUUCUCUUCUCAUUGUUUGGAGAUGUCUGGCCAAGUGUGAAGCAUGUUCUUGUCCUAAAUCUAGUUCUAGUUGCCAUUUGUGUUGUUUUUGCUGUAUUUUUACCUCACAUUGGAAGCAUCAUAGGGUUUGUAGGAGCUUUCUGUGGAUUCUCAUACGCCAUUCUUCUUCCUUGUCUAGUCUACAUGAAGACAUUACGAGAACAGGGCAAGCUUUCUGUCCCUGUUAUUGGGUUUCACUCAUUUCUUAUUCUAGUAGGACUUGCAAAUUUUGUUGGACAAUUUGUCAUUCUUGGGAAAACUUAAAUUCUCUUGUGAUAAUUUUUCAGUGUUUAUUAUUGAUUAUUUAUUCACUGUCAAAAUCUAUGAUACUCAUUAUCAGGUACAUGUACAUAUAUUUUUAUGUAUAUUACAUGAACAUCAUGUACAGUUUAAACAUGCCACAAGAGAAAUAUUUGUCAUAGUUUCAGACUAAAAUAGACAAACAACUGUUCCACAUUAUCAAGAAUAAUUCUGAAGAAAAUCCUCAUCUUGGACAAUAAAAUCCAAUGUGUUUUUCUACCAGUAAUAAUUAGACUGUAACAGUCAGCUGAACAUACAUUCAAAGCAGCUAUGUACACCACUCAUGUUCAUCUUCAUGUGUCAGGGACUUUACAGCAAUUUUACAUAUAAACAUUCAUAUUUUUUGUGUGUUUCAGUAAAAAAAAAAAAAAGUCAUGUACAUUUUUUUUUGAAUACUGAAGCACUGUGGUAACCAUUAUAUGAAUUCUAAAAUUAUUUUUUUCAUCCACUCUGAAAGGUUGUAGUUCCAUUUUUUAGAACAACAUAUAUUAUACUGACCUACUGUGCAUGCAGUAUUUUACUGCUGACAUUAUUGUUAUGAUGUCAUUAUUAUAUGUGUGACAGUGAUGUCAAUUGUGGUUAAUUCAUUGAGAAUUCUUGAUUAUUGAGACUUGUCUCUAUUCAGUGGUGAUAAUAUCAUCCCCAUGGAAGCAGUUGUAAGGCUCAUCUGGCCUUAAAAAAAAUAAUUAUGGCCCUUUUAAUUUUAAAAUAUUUAUUGAGUUUCCUCUUCACAUUAGGAUUAAUUUUUUGCUAUAAUUAUAAAAGAAAAUAUGCCACUAACACUUAACCAUUCUCCAGAAUGUGUUUAAUUUUAACUGCAUCAGGUAUAGCCUCAGAUUUUUUAAAAAACACAAAUUAUGACCUCAAAUAUUUUUUAACAUAUAUGUGUAAAUGUACUUUUCCAGUAAUGAGUGUAUGUAUAUGUAAGCUCACCAGAGCUGAAAGCUCAAGUGAGCUUUUCUGAUCACCCAUUGUCUAGUGUUUGUCCAUCCAUCUGUCUGUCUAUCUGUCUGUCCACAUUUUUGAUUUCUACUCAGGAACCAUUGGGCCAAUUUUGAAUAAGGUUGGUGCAAAUCAUUCUUGGGUAGAGGGGAUUCUAAAUUAUUCAAAUGAAGGACAUAUCCCCCUUCCAAGGAGAGAUAAUCAAGAAAAGGCAAAAAUAGGGCAGAGUCAUUAAAAAAAUCUUUUAAUUUAACAUUGAACUAUACAAGAAAAAAGAUUUAAAGAAUGUUAUCAAUAAAUAAAUUUGUAUUGCUUGCUUUAUUUUUCUUGUGUUUGCCAAAAAUUUAUUAACCCAAAUCUUGUUUAGACUUCAAACCCUUCUUGGGAACCACUAAAAGAGCCAUUAAUCUGCAAAUAUUCCCAAAUUUUGUGAAUUCAAUUUUUUUUUUCCAAAUUACGGACCCCAGGUUAGAGUUUGCUAAAUUCAGGAUCAAAAUUUUACAUAGUGCAUGUAUACAAGAAAAGAAUUUUCCCCUUCAUACCUGUAAGGCCAUGUUAGUCAUAUACAUGUAUUGAUAUUAAAGCAACUCCACAUAGUGUGGAUUCAGAGACCCGUAAGCAUUAGGAAGGAGUCAUAAUAUUGGUCACAAUUAUAUUUAAGAAGAAUAUAUAGGAAAAUCUUUUUUUUUCCUCUAAAAUCUGAUGAAGGACAGCUUUGCUAAAGUUUUUCAGGUGAGCGUUGUGGCCCAUGGGUCUCAUUUUGUUUUGGUGUUAAUUAUUUUAAAAUUGCCUCAGUCUUAUUAAUAUUUACUAUUACAUUGGUAAGAUAUAUUAUUAUUUUCAACAUUCUUUGAUAUAUGUAGAAAUAGCAAUACUCUGUGAUAUUCUUGCAUGAACAAAAAGAAUAUUCUGUGAUAAUCCCAUAGGAAUCGAUAGGCUAACUUUAAAGUGCUUUGUUUAUUUUUAUGGUAUCUUUAUGAAUCACUGAUAUCUGUCAUUUACCAGUUUCAUGUACAUCUAUUGUUUAGUUAAUGUGCUGCUCAAUAUACAUUGAUUUAGGCAUUGUAGUAACCAAAUAUCAUCUUGUUCGUUUGAUAAUUAUGUCUCAUGUUUACUUGAAGAAAGUAAAUGGGUUAAAUUGGUUGAGAUUAGGAUAUACUACUGUAUAGCAGGUUUCUUUAACAGGUGUAAAAUUUGGCAUUUUGCUUGCUCAAAGUAUGCCAAUAAUUUUGGUGUAACUUCUUUUGGCGGACACAGAGUUCCAUGUCUUUGCAAAGGAGAGGAAAUGUAUCUUUUAGAUGAGUUUCAGUACGUUUAACAUACAUUUGAAUAUAAUUUAUGCAAGAGUUUGAGUAAAUACCAAUACCAGAUGAAAGAGAUACAAGAGAUUGAUCAAAAUUAUUUAAAUUCUUUUUCUUGUAUACGGUUAUAUGUUUAAGUAAGGGUGCAAAUUUAGCAAUUAAAAUUUUCAAGGUCUACUACAAAAUUACUAAAAUAAGCCAAAGUUAGCACCCUGCUAAAAAUUCACGCUAUACGGUAUUUUAUUAGUCAGAAUAAAUCUACAGGAUAUAAUAUUUUUUUAAAGAUUUUUACCAGAUAAUAGUAAAAGGUACAGUAGAACAACAGAUUUGUUGGGCAUGUUUUUGGGCAACUUGUUUUGCUGAAGCAUAUUGCUGAAGCCUCAAACCAAACUGUUUGCAUUUGGCCUCACAAUCUCACAGUGGUACAAAUUUCCAGUCUGAAAUGGAAGAAAAUCGAUAUUUCUGAGUUCAAUCCUCUGAUGGAACAUUUGUAUUUUUUAACCAACAAUUAAGCUGUUUGUUGUUUCAUUAAAUUUAUUAAGUCAAAUUUUGAUUGUGUUGACAAGCUAUCCACACCUAAUGCAAUUCAUUUGCAUUUGUUUUUAUCCUUUUAUCUUAUAGAUAUUUACCAAUUAUUUCAAUGAUACUAAUAUUAAUGGAUGUACACAUGUACAGGUAUUUCAAAACUUAUUAGGAAAGUAGACUUAGAUAUUGCAAUUCUUUGAUCUGGUAUAUCACUGUUGUAUAACAUUUCUCGCUGUGCAUGUUUUUCAUGAAGUCUGUCCUGCUGUGGUCAGCUGAUCAAUAUGUCUGCCUGACUAGACAUUCAAACUGCAAAUGAAUUUUACACACAAUGCCUGCAGUUAUUUAUUAUAAUCUAUUUAUUAUAAUAAAUCUAGGUUAGAUAAA
Molecule: messenger RNA, 4876 nt
Organism: Saccostrea echinata
Lineage: Eukaryota; Metazoa; Mollusca; Bivalvia; Ostreida; Ostreidae
Product: neutral amino acid transporter 9-like
Exons: 15
Coding region: 24-1688 (554 amino acids)
Biological process (GO): amino acid transmembrane transport
Molecular function (GO): amino acid transmembrane transporter activity
Source: RefSeq, a predicted model, not a curated record